AUGCCGCCGCCGCUGUCUGUCCGGAUCAAAUCCAUACCGUCCGUACUCGUUCUCGUAUCAGCCUCACUCUCUCUGAUUGGCCUACCUAGCUGCAUCAGUAGGCUGGGAUACUACAUAGCCUCAGUGCAGGGUAACCAGGUCCCUCGCGCGGUGCCGUUCGGCGGGCGCGUUUGGGGGUGGUGUUUGGCCAUUGGAAACAGCUGUUCCAACACCGUGAGGCGUUGGAUUACAUACUGUCCUAUCACUAUUCAGUCUCGUGUCUGA
Morchella importuna is the source of this 264-nucleotide messenger RNA. RefSeq lists its product as uncharacterized. NCBI's taxonomy places the organism in Eukaryota, Fungi, Ascomycota, Pezizomycetes, Pezizales, Morchellaceae. Bases 1 to 264 code for a protein of 87 amino acids. The record is from RefSeq and is a predicted model, not a curated record. The transcript is spliced from 4 exons.